AUGUCUUGGGAACGACCAUCUGAUGUUCCAUACCCAAAUGUUUGGUGGACAUUCAAAGCACCGGACCCGGAUCGAGAUGACGGUGGAUUAGCGACGUACACGGUGGAGGACCUCACGGAGGAUCGCUUCGAAGACGCCAUAGAACUGUUCACGGAGCACUUCCUCGACGAUGAACCUCUUGCCCAACACGCCAGGACUCGACACAACCCGGUAGCAUAUGACCAGGUUAUCACUAUGUUUAAGUCCUGUUUCAACAAGCGGCUGUCGGUCGUGUGCUACAAGGAAAGUUCGGAAGAGCUGGUCGGUGCCAAUCUUCUCGAAGUACAACAAAUCAACAGCAAAAGUGAUGGUAGUGACUUGGUACUUGCCGAAGCAAGUCGUAAGAUUAUCGCUGUCAACGUUCAUAUGACUGAUACAGUGAACCUCUUCGUGCGCUACAACGUGGACAACUACCUAACGGCGUAUGGUUUGAGUGUCAACAGUCGAUACCGAGGACGGGGGAUUGCCACAGAGAUUCUCAAAGCCCGUGUCCCUAUUUGCAAAGCAUUUGGACUGCGACUUACUAGCACCAACUUUACGGCUAUCGCCUCGCAAACGGCGGCCGUAAAAGCUGGCUUCAAAACGGACCUAGAAAUGCGAUACGACGAAUUCGUGACAAUGGACCCUAGCCUCACAUUUGAAGGUAUUAAGGGCACCAGCAUCAAGCUCAUGAGUUUAGUGAUCGAAUGA
Messenger RNA from Anopheles coustani, 729 nucleotides. RefSeq lists its product as uncharacterized. The transcript has 3 exons. Gene Ontology annotation, molecular function: N-acetyltransferase activity. Bases 1 to 729 code for a protein of 242 amino acids. The record is from RefSeq and is a predicted model, not a curated record. NCBI's taxonomy places the organism in Eukaryota, Metazoa, Arthropoda, Insecta, Diptera, Culicidae.